Molecule: messenger RNA, 933 nt
Organism: Pseudovirgaria hyperparasitica
Lineage: Eukaryota; Fungi; Ascomycota; Dothideomycetes; Acrospermales; Acrospermaceae
Exons: 1
Coding region: 1-933 (310 amino acids)
Source: RefSeq, a predicted model, not a curated record
AUGCCACCAAACCAAUCCCGCCCAUCAUCCCACCAAAACACCACAAGACCUGCUGGCCAGGCACCACCACCACCACCAAUCCGCCCAUCGGGCAUCGAGUCCCCGCCAACCCUCUCCUCCCUCGCCACCGCCAUCUCCUCGCUCCGCCGCGAAAACACGGAGCUGCGCAACAGGGUCGCAGCCCUAUACCCCAACACCACGCACGACCUGCGGCACGCCCAGCUCAGCAACGUCGUGGCCGCCGUCCGAGCCAGCAUAACGCAGCAAAUCCGCAUGCAGGAGGCGGCCAUCUCGGCGCGGCAGCGCCGGCAGGAGGAGGCGUUCAACAGGACGAUGAAGGACGUGCAGGCGCACUUCACGCGGCGGGUGGAGGGGAGUGUGCAGAUGUUGGAGAGGCGGUUUGCGGAGCGGGUGGGGGACGAGUUGCGGAGUGGGCCGGGGAGACUGGCGGUUGAUGAGGCGGCCACGAGGGCGGCGGAGAGGGUGUGUAGGGAGUAUGGGGAGCGGGCGGAGGAGAGUGCGGGGAUGUUGGCGGGGGCGGUGGAGGAUGCUGUGAGCAGGGCGGUGAGGGAGGGGAGGGAGAGUGUGGAGGAGGGGUUGCGGGAGAUGAAGAGGGAGGUUGGGGAGCGGAUGGCGGCGGUGGAGGAGGUGCUUGCGCGGGUUGUUGCUGGGGAGGCGAGCGGGGGGGAGGGGAGUGGUGGUGGUGGUGAGGAGGAGGAGGUUGUGGAGAGGGAGGGAGAAGGGGGUGGUGAGGCGGAGGGGAGCCGGAAGAGGGCUCGUGAGGAGGAGGGAGAGGCGGAGGUGGUGGAGGAGAGGCCGGCGCCGAAAAAGGCGCGGAGGACGGCAAAGGGGCGUUCGGCGAAGGGGAAGGAGCGUGUGGAGGUGCGGAGGACGGGGCGGAAGAGGGUUGCGAGGACCUUCUAUGAGCCGUGA